AUGCGGCUGCUGGCGGCGGCGCUGGCCCUGGCCCUGCUCCUCAGCAAUGGGGCACCAGGGGGUGGGCUGUCUCUGGAGAGCCUGCUGACCAACAUGAGGUGCAAGUGCAUCAAAGCCACCCCCCGGGUCAUCAAUUUGGGGCUGAUCCUGGCCAUCGACGUGACGCCGCCGGGGAUCCACUGCCGCAGGAAGGAGAUCGUCCUGACCCUGAAGAGGAACAAGAAGGUGUGCGUGGCCCCCGAGGCGCCCUGGAUCCAGCUGCUGAUCUACAAGCUGGCGCAGAG
Molecule: messenger RNA, 284 nt
Organism: Mesitornis unicolor (brown roatelo)
Lineage: Eukaryota; Metazoa; Chordata; Aves; Mesitornithiformes; Mesitornithidae
Product: C-X-C motif chemokine 2-like
Exons: 3
Biological process (GO): inflammatory response; antimicrobial humoral immune response mediated by antimicrobial peptide; neutrophil chemotaxis
Cellular component (GO): extracellular region
Molecular function (GO): chemokine activity; CXCR chemokine receptor binding
Source: RefSeq, a predicted model, not a curated record